Messenger RNA from Corvus hawaiiensis (hawaiian crow), 7300 nucleotides. RefSeq names its product unk zinc finger (gene UNK). The coding region runs from base 55 to 2532 and encodes 825 amino acids. The transcript is spliced from 17 exons. Lineage: Eukaryota; Metazoa; Chordata; Aves; Passeriformes; Corvidae. The record is from RefSeq and is a predicted model, not a curated record. Gene Ontology annotation, molecular function: mRNA CDS binding; metal ion binding. Gene Ontology annotation, biological process: cell morphogenesis involved in neuron differentiation.
CAGAGUGAAUAAUAAAGGUCUCCUCGGCGGCGGCGGCGGCGGAAGGCGGGAGGCAUGUCCAAGGGCCCGGUGGCGGGUGGCCCCGCCGCGGCCGGGCCGGCGAGCGCCGCCAGCGCGCUGCAAGCGCAGCCCGAGAAGCCGCAGCACUACACGUACCUGAAGGAGUUCCGCACGGAGCAGUGCCCUCUCUUCGUGCAGCACAAGUGCACUCAGCACCGGCCCUACACCUGCUUCCACUGGCACUUUGUCAACCAGCGCCGGCGCAGGUCCAUCCGCCGCCGCGACGGGACCUUCAACUACAGCCCUGACAUUUACUGCACCAAGUAUGACGAGACCACGGGAAUCUGCCCAGAAGGAGAUGAGUGUCCCUUCUUGCAUAGAACUACUGGAGACACAGAGAGGAGGUAUCACUUGCGCUACUACAAAACUGGAAUCUGCAUCCAUGAGACAGACUCCAAGGGAAACUGCACCAAGAACGGAGUCCACUGCGCCUUUGCUCAUGGGCCCCACGACCUGCGCUCGCCCGUGUAUGACAUCAGAGAGCUUCAGGCGAUGGAGGCUUUACAGAAUGGUCAGACAACAUCUGAAGGAGGCAUUGAGGGUCAGUCUGCAGUCGCUGCCAGCCAUGCCAUGAUAGAGAAAAUACUCAGUGAGGAGCCCAGGUGGCAAGAUACAACGUAUGUGUUGGGAAAUUACAAGACAGAGCAGUGUAAGAAACCCCCCCGGCUCUGUCGCCAGGGUUAUGCCUGUCCCUACUACCACAAUAGCAAAGACAGAAGAAGAAGUCCAAGAAAACACAAAUACAGAUCUUCGCCGUGUCCCAGUGUGAAGCACGGGGACGAGUGGGGAGAUCCCAGUAAGUGUGAAAAUGGAGACUCCUGCCAGUACUGCCACACUCGCACAGAACAGCAGUUCCAUCCAGAGAUCUACAAAUCCACCAAAUGCAAUGAUAUGCAGCAGUCUGGCAGCUGUCCCCGAGGACCCUUCUGUGCCUUUGCACACGUAGAACAGCCCGCGCUCAGUGAAGAUUUACAGCAAUCCUCGGCCGUGUCCAGCCCCACCCAGACAGCACCAGUGAUGUACAUGCCCUCAGCAGCUGGGGACUCUGUUCCAGUCAGCCCUUCCAGCCCACAUGCCCCAGACCUUAGCAAUGUGUGGAAUAAAUCAGGAACUCUGCCAACUAGCCCCACCUCCACCACAAUUCUUUGUAGGAACAGCAGUCUUGGAAGCCCAUCUAAUAUAUGUGGGUCUCCUCCCGGUGCCAUUGGGAAGCCCCACAGCUUGGAGACCAUUGGUUUUCCUCCAGACUCAGUCACAGCAGCUGGCAGCUACAAGAAAGCACCGGGGUUUGAGCGAGAAGAUCAGGUGGGGGCCGAGUAUUUGAAGAGUUUCAAAUGCCAGCAAGCAAAAAUGAAGUCCCACUCCCUGGAACACAGGAGCCAGGAGCAACCUUUGUUACAGCCCAAACAGGACAUUCUGGGCAUUCUCCCUGUGGGGAGCCCACUGACAUCCAGCAUCUCCUCUAGUAUCACCUCCAGUCUGGCUGCAACCCCCCCGAGCCCCGCCGGCACCAGCAGCAUUCCAGGCAUGAAUGCCAAUGCCCUUCCCUUCUACCCAACCAGUGACACCGUUGAGUCUGUCAUAGAGUCUGCCUUGGAUGACCUGGACCUGAAUGAAUUCGGAGUGGCUGCCCUGGAGAAGACAUUUGACAGCAGCACAGUGCCCCACACGAGUGGCAUCAUGAUAGGUGGGAGUUUGCUGCAAAGUUCUGCUCCUGUAAAUAUCCCCGGGUCCCUUGGAAGCUCUGCCUCCUUUCACUCCGCCUCUCCUUCUCCACCGGUCAGCCUCUCAUCGCAUUUCCUCCAUCAGCCCCAGGGACACUUAAGCCAGUCAGAAAACACGUUCCUGGGGACAUCAGCUUCUCAUGGAUCAUUAGGUUUAAAUGGGAUGAACAGCAGCAUAUGGGAACACUUUGCUUCGGGGAGUUUUUCGCCCAGUACCUCACCUGCAUUUCUGUCAGGUCCAGGUGCUGCAGAGCUGGCACGGCUACGACAAGAACUGGAUGAAGCCAACGGCACAAUAAAGCAGUGGGAAGAGUCUUGGAAACAAGCCAAGCAGGCUUGUGAUGCUUGGAAAAAGGAGGCAGAGGAAGCAAAUGAUCGCGCCAACACAGCUAACAUGGAAUGUGAACUGGCCCGGGAGCAGAGGGAGGCCUUGGAGCUGCAAGUGAAGAAACUGCAGGAGGAGCUGGAGAGGAUCCACACCGGCCAGGACCCGCAGUUCCUGCGCUCCUUCUCUGACCUGGAGACGCUCUCGCUCUCGUCGCUCUACACCCUGCAGAAACAGCUGCGGGCAAACCUGGAGAAAGUGGACAAGGCGGUAUUUCAGAUGCAGUCAGUGAAAUGCCUUAAGUGUCAGGAGGAGAACCGGGUGGUGUUACCGUGCCAACACGCGGUGCUGUGCGAGACGUGCGCCGAGGAGGGCGAGUGCCCCAUCUGCCACCCCAACAGGCCCCACUCUCUGCAGUCGUGACCUUGCGAGGACACUCGUUCUGAUCAUAUCCUAUAGAACUUUUUAACUUUAUACAUACGUACAUAUAUAUGUAUGUGUAUAUAUAUAUAUGUAUAUAUGUGUGUGGAUGGGCGUGGCUGUGCACGUGUAGGGACGUGCACACACACGCACAUGCACACAUGAAAACAGAAAAUUAGUUGCAGAGCACUUUUUAAUAUUUUACAUCCCGUAUCUAAACUGCCCCUCACCCGUGCCCCACUAAUUCUAACUCUUGAUGAACUUUGAGAGCUGUUUUUAAUACAGAUCAAAGGGCCAUUUGCAAAGAGUCUGUGUUUCUCCUCUUUUCUAUUUAGGUGAUAACAAAUUUUUGACUAUUUCCAGAAGGACUUAGAGUGGGCAAGAGGGGCUUCCACGUGCUUUCCAGAGGAAGAGUUGAGAUCACGGGGAGGAUCGAGGUGGAUUGAAAUGACUUGCUCAUGCCUUCGGUCCCCCUGCUCUUUCACUGACCCAGCUUGGUUAAAGCCGUCCCCCCUGAUGGGAGCUCUGCCAGGCUCCUGCCUGGAGGGCCUCACACUGCCCAUCUCUGAAUGUGCAGGAACUUUGUCUGUCAUUUAAUCAGCAAAGUUCACUUUUUAAAUUUUUUUACACUCUUUGUAUAUUUGUAUGAAAAGAAGAAAAGAGGGAAAAAAAAAAUUUAUAUUGGACCUAGAGCAAGCCAAGCCCCAAAAUUCAGUGACCAAUGUUCACUGCUGAUGCAGCCAACAUGUUCCAGGUCUGAGCAGCCUUAGAAGUAUUGCCCUUGGGUGAGCCAAGCCCUUUAUGAAGGAAAUUUGGAUGCAGAGGUUAGUUCUCUCCAGGCACCCCUUUGUUUGGUGUCUGUCUAGAGAUGUUUUACUGUUUCAGACGAGAUUAGUUUUGUUUUAGCCACAGGGACCUGAUUCGUAGUCACUGCUGAAGUGCAUGAAACAAUUCCAGGUAGGCUGAGGACAUUUUUGUUGCCUGUGUCAGCAGCUCAAGGAUGGUUUGUGGAUUGCUGGCUCCAGAAACCCUCAUGCUGGAGAUGUGUGGUGACAGAAAUAGUCCAGCAGGACAGAGAAAUGCCACCAGCUCAGACCUGUCCAGCAGCUGAGCUUUCCUGUGACUUUCCUUACCAGCGUGUCCAUUGGAUUUUUACAUCAGGUGGAUUGCAGUAACCUGCUGGGAUCUCAACCAAAAGGCCACUCGGUUGACUAAACAUUUUUAUUUUGCACAGGGAUGCUCCUGUGCUGCCCCUCCGUGACCUGGAAAAGCACUGGAACUUCCAGCAGCCCACUAUUGUAGGAAAACUGAAUUUUUACCAGAGCCUCUCAGAAAGCUUCAUAUUUAAUACAAACACAUAAUUAGGUUUGCUUCCAUAAUUCCACCUUUCCUCUCCAUGGAAGGGGUUAAUAUGCAUUCCCAGAUGAUCUCUUAAGUGCAGCUCUGUGUAGUUCUUUUUUAUGUUUUCCCAUUAACUUGUUUUUGGGUUUUUUGGUAAAAAUGCUUUUUUUCCAUGUGUAUUUUAUUGUAACUAGCAUCAGGUUUUUUAAUUUUUUUUAAUGGAGAGACACUGUUGAGUGACUAUUGUGGCUAUGUUGUUUGGUUAUAGCCUUUGAAUGUCUGUGCCAUGGGGCAGCACAUCUGCCUUGGUCUGAUCUUAAGGAAAGACCUUUUAUUAAAAUACAUGAACAUUUCUCUUUUUUUUUUUAGGAAAAAUAAAAAAAAAAAAAAUUGGGGGGGGAGGAGGAGGAAAAAGCCCAAUUAAGAUUAAAAAAAUUUACUAAAAUGUUUUUUUGUAACUAACUUAAAUCAUAGGAAAUAAACUCUUAAAUCAGGUCUUUAAUAUUUAUAAGCAGCAGAGCUGAUCAGCCCGUUUUUGGCUAUGGUUUGUAACACUUUUUAUGAGCGUGGGGGUUUCUCUGCUCCUCUGCCUCCCCGGGGGCUGCUCAGGGGUGAUGCUGCCUUUUGCCAACCCUCUUUUUCCAGAUCUGUCCGGCACCGGCUCCGUGAUUCCAACAGGGAAUCCCUCCACAUGGAACUUGUCCCCUGAGGGCAGCCUGGGCUGUCUCCAUGGGACUUCAGUCACGGGUUGAUGCAGGACUUGGGGGGGUUAAGGGGAAAGAGUUGUUUGCCCCCAAUUUCCAUGGGGUACAAGGAAAAAUUCCAGGCCAGAGAAAAUGUGUUUUCCCCUUUUGAGUAAAACAGUUUCUCUGUUUUAAAACUUAUACUGAAGGACCAAAGAAUUCAGAAUUUCACCUGUUUGUGGCCCUUACAUUUUAACUUUCCAUUGCCACACUGCACUCAUGGCAGAGCAGCCUGAAGGAAUUAGCACUAGACCCAUCCCUUGCCCCCACCCAACCUCUCUCAGCACUCUCUUUGCACAAGCACAUAGACUUUCUCACUUUCCUCUGGUUCUUGAAGAAACACUUCCUAAAUUUAGGUUUCUAUCAAUUUGUUUGCUGCUUUUAAAAAAAGGAGAGGAAUAUUGAAAUGUGAAUUUAUUUUCUUAAGCAUCAGAUGGAAAAGAGAACUUCAUCUUUGCAUAUUUCGUGAAUGUUCUGGGGGGCCACUUAAAGACAAUUUCCAAACCAAAUGAGGUAGGAGCAGGGGGAAGGAGCAGCAUUCCUGACCCACUCCAGCAGUUGUUGCUGCCUGCUCCAGGCAGGAAGGACAAACCAUAAUCACAGCACUGCAGUUAAGGCUUAAGAGUCUGUGAUCAGCUUUUGCGUGGUGUAAAAAGAGCUGAAAUAAACCUGGUGCUAAUAAGUGCAGCCCCUGUCACGUACUGUCAGGCUUCCUUCUGAAGCAGGAGCUCCCUUUACAGGACACACAGUAACACGGCAGAGCUGAGGGGGCUUCAAAACAAAAGUGGGGUCCACGAGGUUCCUUGGGGAGCAGCCCAGCUGAACAGCCCUGACCACGUCUGGGUCCUGCCUCCUCACACAGACUCCUUAGUGGAUAAUGACAUUUUCCUCCCCAGAUUUUUGGGAGCUUCAGAAGCGCUGGCCUCAGUGACGAAUUGGGCAGGUCAGACCCUUCGGAGCUGAGAGCUGGGGGAAGGGAGUUGUGGUUGUGUUGUGAAACCACAGCAUCCUAAAGGUCAAUAAACUUCUACAUUAUUACGGAAAACCAACCUAGAAGCAGAUGGCUUGGGACAGCACUACCCGGGGUAGAUGCAGAGCAACAAGCAGGGCCAGAGCUGUAGGUGAGAGCCAGGAGCUGAAGGAUUUUAGCAUUUUGGGCUAACAGGACCACUUUGAGCUCCUCUCCAGCUUUAGGUGCCGUAGCCAUGUGCUCGCUGUGGCACAGGAGGGACCCGGGAAAGGGCCGGAGCUGGAGCACAUUUCCUUAAGCAGAUCCCACCCCUGGGGGUCACUGCAGCCGAUCCCCUGCCGAAGGGUUUUACACUUUGUACAUCUCUGAAGCUGAACCUGAGCCACUUGCAAGGCUUGUGCAGCUGAGACAAUGAAGAGAAUUCCUUACCCUGGGAAGGAAGCCCGUAACACUGAAUGGACUCAGUCAUCCCUUGCUGUUCCACCAGCCUCCGAACCUCCUCUCUUCCUCCUUUUCCCCUAUCUGAGAAGGAAGAAUAUUACCAGUGUUUUCCUCCAGAAUUAUUAUAAUCCUUGGAGUGAUGGCCAACAGCAAAAUAGAUGUUACUGAUGUAAAACCUAGUAUUUUAAAGGUGAAGUAUUCCUGCAAAGUAGUGACUGCAUCGGAGAGAUUUCUGGGGCUUCCCCACUCCGUAGCUUCCAAUGUUAAAACAAAAUAAAUACAGUAUACGUUUUAAAAAAAUAAUAAUAAUACACACUGCAGUAUUUCUGGUGGCAAUUCUUGCCCAGUCCCUUCCCUGCUUUCCCCAGGAGGAAGGGCACUGGGCAGAGGCGCCCCUAGUCCGUGUAGAAGUUGGCAGAAUGGUGAUCAGUGGUGUAAAACGUGUUGUUGAUUCCAUGUAUAGAACUGUGAUUUCAGCUGUCGUUCUCUCGUACUCUGUAAAUAUGUGUUUUGGCUGUCGGAAACCUGGUUUAGACUCUUUUCUUGGCAGAGUGAAUUUGCAUGUGGGGCUGGAAAGAAAGAACUCAAUCUGUGUCACAGUUUCCAAGGGCAGGAUGGAUUUUUUUUUCUUUUUUUUUUUUUUUUUUUAGACGACAAUAAAUUUUUAUUUUUUUGCUAAGAAAAAAAAAUACAAACUGAAGCGGUGUGUGCGUGUGUGUGUGCGCAUGCGUGCCCGGGUGGAUGUGCAGCCCCAGGCUCUGCUCUGGGGCUUGGGGAGGGUGGAGAAAUCUGGCCUGUGGACCCCUUGAAACAACAGAUCUGUUGCAAAUUUUGCCUUUCACACAACCAAAAAUGAUUUCUCUCUGAGCUCCCCUUCCUUUUUGGGAGGUUGCAAUUCACUUUUCUGAUGGAGGUGUGGUGGAAGAGGGGGAACAUCGAUGCAAUGUGGUUAAGGUUGGGCAGAGACCCCUUUGGAAGUGACAAAUCCAAAACUUUCUCACCCAAAUUCUUGGUCUGGAUGUGGAUUUAUGUUCUGGCAGAGCCAGGCUGGGCAGAGGUGAGCUGUGCCAGCUCAGUGGGUACAAACAGUGUUUGUGUGUUGGCACCCAAAAGAGCACACCUGGCUUGUGGAUCCAGUAAUUACCUGUUAAUUUUGGUCUAAUUAACGCUUCAAAGGUGUAUCAACCACUUCCCAUUAGUCCAAUCACAACAAUAAUCUGAAUGGGCCCAUUUGUAUUGCAGAGUAUUGGUAACACAAUAAAAUCAGUAGGUGUAA